AUGCAUAUCAGCAGGAUUCUCGUCUAUCCCAUCAAGUCCGUCCGACCUUACGAACCAUCCUCGGCCGAAGUAGCUAGACAUGGCUUUACUCAUGAUCGGCGUUUCAUGAUUCUUCAGGUGCAACCAGAUGGCUCACUGAAGAACAUGCUUAUUGCGCACUACACCGAGCUAGCUCUCUUGUUCGCCGAGAUCAACUUUCCCGAAGAUCAUGACGCUGCGAAAGCCUCGAUUCACCUGACCUGGCGGCCACCUCAUGGCGACUCAAAGGCAAUGGAUAUUCCUCUUGUCCCCGACACGACUUCGCUGGAGAGAAUCCACGUGACCAUGCAUUUCAGUUCUACCGAUGCAUACAAAAUGGACGACCAAUACAACAAGUGGUUGUCUGCAUGCCUAGGUUACGAUGUGGUGCUAGCUUACCUCGGCGAGAACGAGCGUCCAGUUCUUAUGUCCACUUAUCAGAAGAACAACCAAUCUCAAGCUCAGCAGGCAGGUUGGCUCUCUUCUAUCACCAGCAAAUUACCUACUUCAAUCGGCACGAUUAUCUCAGGCGAACCCCAAGCCGAUGACAAAAUCACUUUUGCCGACUGUGCUCCUUUCCUUGUCGUAAACGAAACUUCUCUCCACGACGUCAGCAGACGUCUUCCCGAUGGCGAAGAAAUGGAUAUCACCAAAUUCAGGCCAAACAUCAUCAUCAGUGGUGCCGAAUCAUCUUGGGAAGAAGACUAUUGGUCAGAGUUGCAAACAUCCGGCAAUGUAAAACUGCACCUGGUGCAGAACUGUGUCAGAUGUGUGAGUCUGAACAUCGACUAUGCGACUGGCAAACCAGGUGAAGGCGAAUCCGGAAAAGUGCUCAAGAAGCUACAAAGCGAUCGCAGAGUGGACAAGGGAUCGAAAUAUUCGCCCGUCUUUGGUCGCUAUGCCUUUUUGGGUAAGGGUGAUGAAGGCAAGUCUUUGGCUGUUGGCGAUGAGGUAACGAUUACUCGGCGUAAUGCUGAGAGGACGACUUUCGGUGAGUGA
Aureobasidium vineae is the source of this 1017-nucleotide messenger RNA. NCBI's taxonomy places the organism in Eukaryota, Fungi, Ascomycota, Dothideomycetes, Dothideales, Saccotheciaceae. The record is from the annotation of a GenBank genome assembly.